GGUACAUGGCCAUAAUGAAUCCUCUGAAACCUCGCUUGGGAAGAAGAACCACUCUAUGUAUAGCAAUUGCCAUUUGGAUCGUGGGAGCUGUUUUAUCUCUUCCCAUGUUACUUUUCUUUACAACCUUUACACAUACCUUCACAAAUGGAGAAGUUCGAGUGAUAUGUUAUAGUCAAUGGCCGAAUGAAAGUGGUGAAUAUUUAUACAAUGUAGUUUUUAUGAUUCUUACGUACUUUUUACCAAUUGGUUCGAUGACUUUCACGUACGCAAGGGUUGGCUUGGAAUUGUGGGGCUCACAAAGUAUCGGGGAAGCUACCCAGAGACAAUUAGAUAAUAUAAAGAGUAAAAGAAGGGUUGUGAAAAUGAUGAUAGUCGUGGUGGUCAUCUUUGCGGUAUGUUGGUUACCAUUUCACAUGUACUUUAUAAUAACGUCAUAUCUUCCGGAAAUCACGACCGCUCCAUACGUUCAAGAGAUCUAUCUAGCCAUAUAUUGGUUGGCUAUGUCUAAUAGCAUGUACAAUCCUAUCAUUUAUUGUUGGAUGAAUUCAAGAUUUCGUCGUGGAUUCGCGCAAUUCUUCUCAUGGUGUCCAUGGGUGCAUGUAAUGCCGGAACCAACGCUGACGCGAUCGGAAGCAGUCACAUCGCGAUACAGCUGCGCCGGAAGUCCCGAUGCACACAUUAGGAUCUCACGGAACGGUACGUCCUGUUCGUCCUUGGAUCAUCCUUGCACAUCGACAUCCUCAACAUCUCCCAGGAGUGUGUCAUGCCUCGAGCUUGAUGUUCUGCUCGGUGAUAAUCGGCAAAAUGAACAGAGUGAAUUUGUAACGCGACCCGAAUGAAAUAACGACGAUAUUUUUUGACAAUCCCUGAAAAUCACCUGCACUUGAAAAAAAACCAUGAGUACUGUCAACAUCAUCAUCACCAUCAUCAACAUCGUCAACAAAAUUUAAUUUUUCUCAUCAAUCGACACUUCCAUUUAAACCAAAAAAAAAAAAAUUAAACGUAACGUACGAAUUCCUCGAUCUCGUGGCAGAAAAUGGAGAAACGCUCAUCAUCCAGGUCAUGUUUCCUGACAAUUAGAGGACUCAUCGCAAGAACAACGAGUUCACACUUGGAUAUAAUUUUUAAAAAAAGAAGAAAAAUUUACUAUAGCUAUAAUAUAUCUUUCACGCUGAUCGACUUCAUGUUCAAUAAUAAUAAUAAUAAUAAAAAGAAAAAGAAAAAUUUUUUCUAUAAUAAAGCUCGAGAAACAAUUUAUAUAGAAAUUAAUUGCGAAAAUCUAUAUAGUAUAUAUUUAUAAUCAACCUGCAA
Molecule: messenger RNA, 1311 nt
Organism: Leptopilina heterotoma
Lineage: Eukaryota; Metazoa; Arthropoda; Insecta; Hymenoptera; Figitidae
Product: tachykinin-like peptides receptor 99D
Exons: 5
Coding region: 6-839 (277 amino acids)
Biological process (GO): G protein-coupled receptor signaling pathway
Cellular component (GO): plasma membrane
Molecular function (GO): tachykinin receptor activity
Source: RefSeq, a predicted model, not a curated record